UACAGGAAGUGGACAGAGGGACCUUGGAGUUUCUGCUCCUGUGUUACUGAGCAGUUGCUCGGAAAUUACCCUCAUUCAUUUAUUUCAAAGGGAAACUCCUGACUCAGCAGCGGGAUGUGCACUUUUGAUAAGGACAAAGGGCCGCGGAGGCUGAUGAAAAAAGGAUUAACUCUCAUCCUCGUCGGCCAUAUCAACUUCAUCCUUGGAGCUAUUGUCCAUGGCAAUGUCCUCCGCCACAUAUCCAAACCUAGUCAGCAUAUCACCACUGAGUACACUGUAGCCAACAUAAUCUCCGUCACCUCUGGCCUGCUGAGCAUUGCCAGUGGGAUUAUUGCCAUUGUGGUGUCAAGGAACCUUAAUGUGAUAAAACUGCAAAUAGGACUUCUGAUUGCGUCCUUCCUGAACGCCCUGCUCUCAGCAGCAUGUUGCACCGGGCUCCUCUUUGCCAUCAGUGUCACUAUUGCUCACAAUGGCGAGGGUUUGAUGCUGGGAUGUAAUGACACAGAGGUACCCAUCAACGCUCGGUCACCUGUUAGUGCCCGAUGCCCGUUUGAUACAACACGGAUCUAUGACACCACUCUGGCGAUGUGGAUCCCUUGCGCUUUCUUGGCAGCAGUUGAGGCUGGAGUGUCUGUCUGGUGCUUCAUCGUCGGAUUGGCUCUCAGAGGCCUGGCACCCUUUGGGAACAGCUACAUCAAAGAGCAGCUGGAAGAGGAGGCUGAGUGCACUCCCCACAGCCAACGCCUGAUUGGACAGCACGUGAACCCUGAUGCCUAACUGAACAGAAAACAGAAAGGACGCCACUCCAUGUAGACAAGCACAGCCAAAUCCCUGCACCUGUACUGAGACCAGUAGAUUUUGCCCUGCAGUCAGCUAGGUGAGUGUCACCGUGGAACAGGAGCGAAACCAGUUUUAAGAUUCUGGUUCUGGCUUAACGGGAAUGUACAGCCUUAUACCCUGACUCAAAGAUGAGCUACCUAAUGGCUCUUUGUUUUUAUCCGAAACUAAAUAGAUAAUCUUGUGUGUGAAGUUGUGAGCAGAAUACAGUUGGAUUAAAGCUGUAGUUGCUAACUUAUAAAAAAAACCCUUUUUGUCAUAUUUGCUGAAACUGUCACUGUAUCCUGACAGCAGUAUGUCAGUCUGUGGAACAAAAUUAAGGGUCUCUGCUCCCUCAUAUUGCUUCUAAUGGCAUUACCACAGGUGAAGGAAAACAACCAAUCAGAGCUGAGAAGUCUCUAAUGCAACUGUCGUCAAACUGUCAGACAAGGCAGCGCUGAUCAAAUAUGAAUAAAGAUAGCUGUAAAAUGAGACAGUUUGCUCUGGCUGGUGGGCAUUUUUUAUACGGGCUCUAAUGUAUCCAACAUGGCAGUCGUGUCACGUUACAAACAUUCUCAUUUUACAGCUAAACAGUACACUAAAACAUGUUUUUGAAAACAAUUAAGGCAAAAAAUAGGCAAAGCAGUAACAGAAUCUUGAUUCACAUUUGAUCAGCGCUGCCUAUUGUGACAGUUUGACCACAGUUCACAAUCAGUGUUUGAGAGCUUCAUUAGAGACUCCUCAGCUCUGACUAAUUGUUUUCACUUAGCCUCGGUAGAUUCUAGCAAAUGCCAUUAGAGGCAGUAGGAGGAGGAGGGCGGCCAUGAUUUUUUCACAGACCAUCUAUAAUACCGUGUGUAAGUAUUUACAUACUCAACAAAUAUGACUAAAGGUUAUUUUCAUGGAAGUUCCCAACUGUAGCUUUAAUGUCAGUGCAGCUGUACCCAAUGAAACACAUUAAUGGAAAUUUAAUUUGAAGUGACACAUCAGGAAGCUCGCAUCAUUUUUGUUCCGGUAGGUGCAUUUCAAAGUGCAGAUCCUUUCGUGCAGAUUAUAGGAUUAAAUGCAUAUAUACGUGUGUGAACGCUAAUCUUAGGUAUAAUGUGGUCUUAUCAGUAUCCAUCCAUGACCGUUUGGAUUGUACCAAAACGUGGCGUGUCUUUCAGUAUGAAGGAACCUCCUGUUUAUGAAGAAACUACAUUUUUAUAUCUAGCAGAACAGUUUUAGAUUAUUUUUAUCCGAAUGAAGGUGUAUUUUAGCUUUUUCAUUUUCAGCAAACCGUAUUUUAUAUUAAUUAAUGUUUUUAAUAUUUGGACAGAUUUUAAAAUGCUACGUUACAUUUGAGAUGCAUUCAACAAGUCGUGCUUGUCAGUGUUUGCCUACAGAUUUAAUGCCCACAAAUGAUGUUUCAUGCCCGCUGCUAAUGUUCAUUGCUAAACUGUAAUGUGGAGUCGUUUCAUAUGUAAAUUGUGUGAUGUGUUUGCUUUAAAAUACCAAAAAUUCUUCAGUACUAUGCAAAUACAGUGUCUGGCUUCAAUUUGAAUUGGACAUGCACUUCUUGAAAAUAGUUUGUAUUAUUAGAUUAUUAUAAAGACAAGUGCAGUAAGUGACAUGUUCAUUAGUUUCAACGUUGGCUUCAUUUUGCAGGUAAACCAUUGACUAGUUGAAUGCAUCGCAAUUAGUUUUUUAUAUUGUGUUCAUUUAUAUUCAGUUUUCCUCUGACCACAUCAUUAUUUGUCAGCCGUGGGCUAAAACUGAUUGAAUUUCACAACACAAGCUAUUUGAAAAGCUGUGUAAAAGUCAAGGGUUGAUAAACCCCCACAGGAAAUAAUCAAUACUUUUAUACACUCCUAUUAUUGUUUUUGCCUUUAGUAAGACAUAUGUAAUGACAAAAUGACAACUGAAACUAAAAUAGCAAAUUUAAAUCUUUUCUGUGUGGAUCCAGAGAUACAGCAGGUCUCAUUAUUUAAAGUUCAGACUGCUAAAAUAAAAAAUAAAAGUCAUAGGGAUAAUAAAAGGAUGUUUUAGGAAAGAUGCCCUAAAUUGAAGGUAAUCUAGAUUGCAGCAUAGCUGUGUUUGGACUGAGUGCAUUCGUGUAUGUGCAGUAUACUGUGGUUAAAUAUCAAGUGGGGUAACAGUAAGAGGUUAAGCCAGUAUGUGGGCCAGCUGCCUCAGACCCCUUACAGCUCAACGACAGAGAAGAUCAGAUCAGCAUCGAAACUGUUAAUCUAAUGCCGUGCUCAAUUGUGUGGAACGGAGUCAUAGCACGCAAUGCUAAUCCUCAGGCUUCAAGGGAUAAAUAUUGACAUUGUGCUGACUGAUACAAUCACAUCACAUCUGUUUGGCCUUUUCAGGCAGUGUGGCGUUGAUGUCACUGUAAAGUGAUAAAAUUUGAAAUCACAAGAUGAAUAUGAGAUAAGAGUGUAGAUGCAAGCUUAUUGUGGUAUCUGGACAAAUGAACUGAAUUCAAGCAGAGUUGUGUGUUGUGAUAUUGUAAUGACGUGAUGGCACUUACAGAAACUAUGGCUUUUCUGGAAUGCUUGAGUGCAUUAUAUCAUUUGGUUCUUGGAAAUAGUUUCCUGUGAAGUAAUGGAUCUCCCAUAUCUGAGGUUUAUGUAGAGUGCAGUCCAUUUAUAAAUGUAUCACAUUUCAUAUUUGUAUUUCAAUAACUGACCAUCUAGUGAGUCACUCAUUUGUGAGAGUGUUUUUAUUACUUGCAUUGCCAGUGACAAAAUUAAUUUAAAGCAGACUUUAAGUGCACUUAUCAGGCUAAAUGGAUAGUUCAAACCUUUUUGUGGUUGCAUUGUUGUUUCCAAAUGAGAAUUUAAAGCACUUCAAAUAUCUUGAGCAGGACAGCCCGAUAUGGACAAAACCAUUGUCAUCACUUAUCUUUUCCCUGAUUCAGCCUGUCUGUAAUGUCUCUAACACAUGGUAAAGGUGUUGUAUCUUGUAACAUCUGCCUGAAACUUUGACAAAUUUGGAUGUACUGUACAUGUCAUUAUUUGCUUUAUGGUUUUAUAGCAGUGUAUACAUUUCAUGUAUCAUUUUUAAUAAAGAUUUUUUAUAAUGUUA
Messenger RNA from Epinephelus moara (kelp grouper), 3888 nucleotides. Its product is annotated as keratinocyte-associated protein 3. The transcript is spliced from 6 exons. The record is from RefSeq and is a predicted model, not a curated record. Lineage: Eukaryota; Metazoa; Chordata; Actinopteri; Perciformes; Serranidae. The coding region runs from base 115 to 777 and encodes 220 amino acids.